AUGAAUUUUAUUGAUUAUGAUGAUUGUAAUAUACCUUUUGAUUACGAAGAUGAGAUGAUUUUUCCUCCAUUUUAUUAAAAUGCAGAAACACCUUAACAUAGCAAAUCUACUGAUUUAGAAUAAAAGUUUAAAAAUGAUAGAAAAGAAAGAAUUUUAAAGAAAAGAAUAGAAAAAAAACAAAAAACCAAUUCAGAUUCAAGUAAUAAUCUCUCAAAAGAAGAGUUAAGAAAAUUGAGAAAUAGAAAUUCUGCUUAAUAAUCAAGAGAUAAAAGAAAAUAAUAGUUUGAUUCCUUGAUGUUAGAGAACCAAAACUUUUAAAUCUUACUAAAACAAUAAGAAGAAUAAAUUUAAUUAUUAAUUGAUGAAAACAAUAAGUAAAGAUUAAAAAUAUAAUAUUUGGAAGAAAUAAAGUAUAUAUAUAAUAAUAUAUCUAUUAGUUAAAAUUUUAAAUGUAUGAAUUGUUCAUAGGAAGCAAACCAUGAAAUGAUAAGAGUGAAUGUCAUUUCUAAAUAAAAAAUGAUGAAUUAUGGUUUAUUGUCAUUGUUGGCAAUAACUUGUAUUUUAUCAAUUGUAAACAAUGAUUACGAAUUUUCUCCAAAACCUAUUGCACUACAAUAGAUUUCAGAUAAAAAAUAUGAAUUUUUAGCUCCUAAAUAGUAAUUUUCAAAUUCUACAUCAUUAACACUCUACAAUCAUUUAACAAUGCCAGAGCAUUAAUAUAAUAAUCAAACACUAUUUUACAAUUGCACAGGUAAUGAAAAGGAAUGUCAGACAUUUUUAAAUAUCAUCAAGGCUGAAAAUACAAAUAAUUUAUAUUUUGUAAAUGAUGCUUCAGAUCAUUUACCUGCUGAAUAAGAUCAUUAUUUUGAAAAAGGAGAAAAUGUUUAUUUAAUUAAAAUUAAAUAAGAUGAUGAAGACAACUUUAUGAUAUUUAGGGCAAGAUGCUAAAUAACAGAAAGUAAUAAGUUGUUAUUCGAAAGAGAUACCUACGAUUCAUAUAAUAAUAGCUUAUAAUACUGA
Paramecium primaurelia is the source of this 1020-nucleotide messenger RNA. Lineage: Eukaryota; Ciliophora; Oligohymenophorea; Peniculida; Parameciidae. The record is from the annotation of a GenBank genome assembly.